AUGGCGGGGGACCUUGUGGUUGGGAUGCUGUAUAACUUGUUACUACCCCUGCUCCUGCUCACUGCUUCAUCUUUCCGCUAUAAUGGUCUUUCACUGGUAUAUUUCCUGUUUUUGCUCAUCUUACCGCUGCUGCCGAACCCGAGUCUGGUCACCAUGAAAGGUCAAACUGGGCAGUUCCUGCGGCUGAUCAUCUACACGAGUUUGAUGUUCCUGACCCUGCAGUGCUUCUUGCAGAUCCCCUUCGCAUACAUUCCUCCACAAGUUAGUGGCUUCUGGGAUGGAUUUCUCUACCAUUUGGGAAUUGUAAGAUUUAGCUCGGUUGAUCCUGGGAAUAUUGUACGUCUCCUGCUCCCAGACGUGGGCCUCUUGGUGUCUACGUUGUUCAUACUGAGACUCUGCAGGAAACUGCUACGCCCCGUGCCUCAGGUCAACCUCCAUGAAAACGGAAUCCCACCCUCUGACCCUCAGGAUGUGGAAACCUCUGACACGGAGUCAGAGGAUGGAAGUGAAAUCGAGGGUUCAUCCUUUGACAGCUCAGAAGAGACUACUACCCUGCCGGUACAGUCGGGUCCACCACAAUUUGUCCAGAAGCUCAUAGUGUUUGCAGCUGGACUGAGGCUGCUGCUGUCAGCUAUCAUGAACACAGCAGGGAAGGUGGUGGUGACUCUGCUGCUGGGGUUGGCAGGUAUCAUACUGCCCUCCCUUACCUCAGGAGUGUACUUCGGGGUGUUCCUGGGGCUGGUGUGGUGGUGGGUGUUUGGCCGCUCCAUCAGCAUGCUGCUCUUCAGCUCCCUGUGUGUGAUGAUGGCCAUUUUCAGCGGAGGACACCUGCUGGUUCUGUAUCUCUAUCAGCUGCCACUUUCCCAGGAGCUUAUACCACCAGAAGAUGUUUAUCCCAGAUUGUUUGGUAUGAUAGGAGUCAUCAGAUCCGACACUUCAAACCUGCACUCUCUUAGCGUGCACACAAACAUCAGCUGGCCAGACUUCCUCAACCCGUUGGUUCUUCUACUCCUCUACUACACACUAGUGGCUUUGCUGCACAAAUGGGUUCAUGUCACAGAGAAGGAUGAAGCAGAUGAGGGUGAGAGUCCAGUAGAAAGUCCAGACGCUCCUCCAAGCUUCUCCAGGGUCAUCUACAUCUCAGGAGAUAAGCAAGAGCCAAUGAUUUUGAUCAAAGGAAACUCCUGGCAAGAUCUCCACACUGACAGUCUUGGAUGUCCAUUAGGAGAGGCAGAUUACACAAACGGUUACCCUCUGCCACAUUAUGAGGGCAAGGACUCACUGUCUCAUGACACAGAAAGCGAGGAAGAUGUGGAGGAGCAGACUGAGGAGGUCCAUGAGAGUCUGACAGAGACCUUGCCUCCACCUUCAGGCCCAAGUGGUCUGGUCAUUUUUGGUCAGCAGGUGCAAAAGCACAGCUACGUCAGCGGCCUUAUCAUCAUGAUGAUUUGGAGUAUCACCUACAACAACUGGCUGACUUUCGCCAUGCUUGUGUGGUCCUGUAUAAUUUGGAUGAUGAGAGACAGAAGGCGGUAUGCCAUGAUGUCCGCCCCUUUCCUCGCCAUCUAUGGCACCGUGCUGGUGGUGCUGGGCUUCUUGAGCGGGCUCCGGCUGAGCCGGGCCGAGUUGUACCCGGGUCUGCCCCCGGCGGUCAUAGUGGACUUUGACCUGAACAGCUAUCACCCUGCACCCUGUGUCCACCUGGGAGCAAAGGUCUUCUACACCUUCAGCUUUUGGUUGAUGUUUCGUCAGCAGCUGAAAGAGAGACAGGAGGGGCAGAGCAUGAAGGCAGAAUCUCUGGAUGAAGUCAAAGUCGUGCCACCGGAGGAAAAUCAGCCAUCUCCUCUGGUAGCGAAACUGAUCUCAGGUGUAAAGGGGUUUCUGGUGAAGUACUGGAUCCUCUUCUGCUGCUCUAUGUUCUUUGUGGUCAGCUUCUCUGGAAAGGUGGUCGUAUACAAAAUCCUCUACAUUGUCCUCUUCCUCUUCUGUGUUGUUCUCUACCAGAUCCGUUAUGAUGUGUGGCGUCGACUCCUGAAGACGUUCUGGGCAGUGGUUGUUGGUUACUCCAUGGUGGUGUUGAUAGCUAUCUAUAUGUACCAGUUCAGAAGCGUGUCUGGGCUAUUCAGACAAAUCAUGGGGAUGUCAGAGGAAGGUCUUCGUGACCUGGGUCUGGAACGGUACGACACGGUGGAGCUGUUUGCACGCAUUCUGCUUCCUGCUACGUUCCUUUUGGCUUGUAUCCUCCAGCUUCAUUAUUUUAACUUUGACUUUCUGACUCUCACUGACCUGGACAACGUACCUGUCAGAGAGACUUCAAGGCUUGUGAAGGAGCAGAUGGGAAAUGGUAAAAGUCAGGAGACUCUGGCCAGCAUUGGACAGCAAAGCUCCUCAGAAAAAGGGGCAGAAGAGCAGGAGGAGGAGACAGGAGAAGAAACAGUGCACAGCAGCAGUGAGGACAAGUGGAUUGUGAUUGUGGAUCGGGCGAGCCUGCUGCUCAUCCAGGGUCUGUCGGGGUUUCGAAGGCUCCAGGAGCUGAGCUGGAGGCUGAUGGAGCUCCACAGCCUCAAAAUUGUGUCGUCUGGCAUCAUCUGGGUAUCGCUGCAAGAGGUUUCACUGAUGAACUUGCUUUUCCUGGUUCUGUGGGCAUUUGCACUCCCGUUCCCACGGUUACGACCUUUAGCAUCAAACAUCUCUGCUGUGUGGGCAUGCGUCAUGGUGGUGUGCAAGAUGUUUUACCAGCUCAAAGUCAUCAAACCUCUUGAUUACUCCUCUAACUGCACUGCUGUGACAGAGCUGAAGGGAAACAUGGUGGAGUUGCUGAGGAGGUCUAUUCUCUACAUCGAGCCCGUUGACCCCGUCUACUGGUGUGGAGCACUGCGCAAGUGUGAGGGCAGGAUCCUCCCCUGUCUCAGGAACCAUCUGAUGGUCCUGGGUCUGCUGGUGUUCGAGUCUACUGUCCACCGCCACCAGCUCUACUUUCGUCUCAAUAACAGCCUGAAGCCUCCACCGUUCAGCAUUAUCUUCCAAGGCAUCACCAGGCAGCACCUGGAUCAUGGCAUCCUGCCAUGCAUCAAGUACUUCAUCAACUUCUUUUUCUACAAAUUUGGACUCGAGAUCAGUUUAAUCGUUGCAGUCAAUGUGAUUGGUCAGAGGAUGGAUUUCUACGCCCUGCUCCAUUCCUGCGCCUUGCUAGCUGUCCUGUCUCGGCGACGCAGGAAGGCGAUUGGUGAAGUGUGGUCUAAAUACUGCAUGUUUACAGCGGGCCUCAUGGUGCUGCAGUAUCUGCUCUGCAUCGGCAUCCCUCCUGCUUUCUGUGUUGAUUACCCCUGGAGAACAGCUGUUCACCCUUUGUCUUCUAAUGUGAUUAAGUGGUUUUACAUGCCGGACUUUGCCAUGAGACCCAAUCCUUUAUUCAUAUUCUAUGACUACCUCCUGCUGCUCUGCUCGUCUCUGCAGUGGCACGUAUUUGAGGAGGAGAACCGAGCUGCAGUGCGACUGCUGGCCGGGGACAAUGUCGAGAUCAGCCGCAGUUUGGAUCCUUGCUCCUUCAACCAGUUCAUACCUGUUGACAACUUUCUUCACUGCAGGUGCUAUCUUGAUAUGGUGAAGGUGUUUGUUUUCAGUUACUUCUUUUGGCUGGUGCUUUGUCUCAUUUUCAUUACUGGCACAACACGCAUCAACAUCUUCUGUCUCGGCUACCUGGUGGCCUGUUUCUACUUUAUGCUGUUUGGAGGCAGUGUGCUGAUGCAGCCAGUCAGAUACAUCCUGCGGCUGUGGGACUGGCUCAUUGGGUACACCUGCUUUGUGAUCGCCAUGAAGAACCUGGUGUCUCUGGGUUCUUGUGCCUACCUGGACAGCCUGGUGAAGAACAGCUGCUGGCUAAUUCAGGCAUUUAGCAUGUUUUGCACCAUCAAAGGUUAUGAUGUCCCUGAUCCCGAUGAUGAAUGUGAGCUGCCUGCAGGUGAAGCCGGCAUCGUCUGGGAUGCGAUCUGUUUCACUGUCCUCUUGGCACAAAGGAGGGUCUUCCUCAGCUACUACUUCCUCUAUGUGGUGUCUGACCUCAAGUCUUCUAAGAUAUUAGCCUCUAGGGGCGCUGAAUUGUUUGAGGCCAGAGUGAAAAAACAGGUAGCAGCCCGACUGGAGAUGGAGAAGAAAUCAGUGGAGGCUCUGAAGAAACAGAUGGAGAAGAUCAAAUCUAAACAGAAGAGUCGACCUGCACCAUCAGAAGAACCUCUUGCUGAUCAGGAGCAGGUGACACCUGGUGAUGACGAGAAGGCAAAGAGAGAUGCAGGAAAAUGGUGGAAGCCCUGGGUCUCUCAGCCUGGAGUGGAAAACAAUUGUGGCUACCACCUGUUUGAGAGUGACAGUGAGGAGGAGGAAGAGGAAGUUCCUGAGAAGACAGAGGAAGAGCAACUACCAAAGAAGAAAUCUGCUUUUCAGUUUGAUGAUGGCUCUUGUUCUCCAGGCAUUGAUAAAGCAGAAUCCAGUGAGGACGAACCAGAUGAAAGUGUUGUGGAGGAGGAGGGAGAGGAGAAAAAAGAAAACAUCCUGCAGCGCAUCAUCAGCACGAUAAAGUUCAGCUGGGUGUUCCUUCAGUCUCUUCUUGAUGACCUGACGGAGGGAUUGAACUCAUUUUGUAAAGACAACCUGGGCAUUUCCAAAGUGCUGCGCUUCGAGCGAGCGUUACUCAACCAGCAGCAAAAGAAGGGUAAAGAGGUGAGUCAGGAGAGUGUGAAGCAGUUUUAUGAAAACUGGAAGUCCCGUCAGAACACACUGUCGUCUCAGGACAAUCUAGAUAAAUCCCUGUCAGCUCCCGGCUCUCCACCUGCCAGCCCUUCUUCACAACACGCGUACAAGAAGCUGAAGAACCAAGCCUCCAAAAUUUCCUGGGGCAGCAGUGUUUCCAGCUGCAUGACAGACGAGACGAUGCUGGUGUCCCGGCAGCCAACGCAGGAGGAGCUGGAUGAGCCUCCUGCUGUGUCACCUGCUGCUGACCAGCUCAGACGAAGGCUCUUUAAAGAGGCCAAUAUUGAUAUGACAUCUUUUGACACUGAGGAACUUUCACCCAGGGAUAGCGAUGGAGAGAAGAGUCUUGACCUCACAGAGUCUCCCAGACCUCUGAGUCAAGAAACGAGGAACCUCACUGCCAGUGAGCUGCUACUCAACAACAUGUUUGAAAAUGAUGAGAUCUCCGAGUCCGACAAGUUUUUUGUGACCUUGCCGAGGCCGCUGAAGCUGCUGUUUGCCCUCUAUAACACCAUGGUGUCCAAGUCAGAGAUGCUAUGCUACUUUGUGAUCAUCCUAAACCACAUUGUGUCAGCUUCGCUCCUCUCCCUCAUCCUGCCGAUUCUCAUAUUCCUCUGGGCCAUGCUGUCUGUGCCUCGGCCGACCAAACGCUUCUGGAUGACAGCCAUCAUUUACACCGAACUGACUGUUGUGGUGAAGUACUUUUUCCAGUUUGGUUUCUUCCCCUGGACCACCUCUGCCUACCGAGGCAUCAACGCUGACCGGCCCUUCGCCCUGCCCAACAUCAUUGGGGUGGAGAAGAAGGACGGCUAUGUCCUCUUCGACCUAAUUCAGCUGCUCGCGCUGUUCUUCCACCGAUCUAUCCUAAAGUGCCAUGGGCUGUGGGACAACAAGGAGGUUGAGAUGCCCGAUUUCUUCAAGAAGCUGAAGAAGAAAGUGGACAAGAAGAAGACCGGAGCAGAGAAGAUGGGCAGCAGGGAGCAACCACCACGCCGUCUGAGGUUCCUCCCCCUCCAGGCGUCCACCACCUCCUUAUUCUGUAGACUGAAAAAAGGCGAAUCUGCAGAAUCUGGUGAGAUGAAGCCCAAAAAGCAGCAAAGCAAGAAAAAGAGACGGGAACGACAUAAGGCUCCGCUGACAAGGAAGCAGAGGAUCAGACAGCAGAUCAGAGAGAGGAUGCUACAAGCCAAAGCUGCCGCCAUAGAAGUCGGCCUUCACAUCUACUUACCUAUAAGGCAGUUUUUCUAUGACAUCAUUCACCCAGAUUACAGCCCUGUGUGUGACGUCUACGCCCUCAUGUUUCUCAUUGAUGUCGUCAACUUCAUUGUCACCAUAUACGGAUACUGGGCUUUUGGGAAAUACUCUGCAGCGGCUGACAUCACAGAAUCACUGUCAGAAGACCAGGUUCCAGAGGCCUUUCUGGUCAUGCUACUGAUCCAGUUUGGUACCAUGAUAGUGGACCGAGCCCUUUACUUGAAGAAGUCUCUGCUGGGAAAGUGCGUUUUCCAGGUGGUGCUGGUGUUUGGCAUACACUUCUGGAUGUUCUUCAUUCUCCCUGGUGUCACAGAGAGGAGGUUCAACAGAAACCCAGUUGCUCAGCUGUGGUACUUUGUAAAGUGUAUCUACUUCGGCCUGUCUGCGUACCAGAUCAAGUGUGGCUACCCAAACCGCAUCCUGGGCAACUUCCUCACCAAGAACUACAACUACCUGAACCUCUUCCUCUUUCAGGGUUUUCGGAUGGUUCCCUUCCUGACAGAGCUGAGGGCGGUGAUGGAUUGGGUUUGGACCGACACCACGCUGUCUCUCUCCAGUUGGAUUUGCGUUGAAGACAUCUACGCUAACAUAUUCGUCCUCAAGUGCUGGAGGGAGUCUGAGAAAAAAUUCCCCCACCCUCCGGGGCAGAAGAAGAAGAAGGUGGUGAAAUAUGGAAUGGGAGGUUUCAUCAUCUUUGCUCUCAUCAGCAUCAUCUGGUUCCCACUGCUCUUCAUGUCACUGGUCCAGUCAGCAGCCGGAGUGACCAAUCAGCCUUUAGACGUCUCCAUCCAGCUCAGCAUCGCAGGAUACGAGCCUUUGUUCACUAUGAGCGCCCAGGAGCAGAACUUGGUGCCUUACACAGAAGCCAAAUUCAACAGGCUCACCAAAGUUUAUGCGACUCAUCCAUCUGCCAUGCAGUUCAUCAUGAACUAUGAAGCUGAGGACAUUCUCGUUGCUAAGAUCAAGAGCGAUGCCAGUUUACUGUGGACCAUCAGCCCAGCCAGUCGAACGGCCAUGAUCCAGGAGCUCAGCAACUCGUCUCACAUAUACAUGACCUUACGCUGGACACUGCUCAGGAAUGCGUCCAUAUCAAUGAAUGCAGAGACCGUGGGAGAGCACACUGUGAAGUUUGACGACAAAACCUUGAGGGAAGGGAUUGUGCGAAUGCUUAAAGGCAACAGCAGCAGACCUGUGAUUAUUGAUUCUCUGCUGCCUAAAUUCAUCAGGGGUCCCAAAGGACCUGAGUCCAAAAUGGGAACCAGGAUGAAAGUAGACUUGACAGACCGUCCAGACCGUCCAGACCUUCAGGCGCUGGCUUUCUUCAGGCCCAUGUCAAUCCAGCUUCAGCAGGUCAAUGGGACGUCAAAGAAGGAGGCAGAUCAGUGGUGGGUGGUGGAAGAGUGCUCCCCAGUUGUCACGUCCUCCGAGCACAAAUGUCAAAGCAUCGAGUUAGUGGUGUUCAGCGAUAAAGUCAGCCCCUCCAGUCUGGGGUUUUUGGCCGGACACGGCAUCGUGGGUCUUUACAUGUCAGUGGUGCUAGUCAUCGGAAAGUUUGUCAGGGAAUUCUUCAAUGGGAUAUCCAGGUCCAUCAUGUUUGAGGAGCUACCAUGUGUCGACAGAGUCCUGAAGCUUUGCACAGACAUUUUUGUGGUUCGUGAGACGGGAGAGAUGGAGCUAGAAGAGACACUGUUUGAGAAACUCAUCUUCCUCUAUCGAUCACCAGAGACCAUGAUCAAGAUGACCAGAGAGAAGAAAGACAGCUAGGGCUCAGUGGCUUGUCAGAAUGCCCAUGCUUUACUCUUGUAACUUAUGAAGGAUGAUUUCAAGUAAAUAAAAAGAAAAGUA
Pundamilia nyererei is the source of this 7845-nucleotide messenger RNA. Its product is annotated as piezo-type mechanosensitive ion channel component 2. The transcript has 52 exons. The coding region runs from base 1 to 7764 and encodes 2587 amino acids. The record is from RefSeq and is a predicted model, not a curated record. Gene Ontology annotation, molecular function: mechanosensitive monoatomic ion channel activity. Gene Ontology annotation, cellular component: membrane. Lineage: Eukaryota; Metazoa; Chordata; Actinopteri; Cichliformes; Cichlidae.